CAUUUUUCUCUCUAAGGGUUUCUCAACAUGUCGGGAGCUAUAACAUGCUCUGCGACCGAUCUCUCCGCCCUGCUCGGCCCCAACGCCACGGCGGCGGCUGCUUACAUCUGCGGCCAAUUAGGCACCGUUAACAACAAGUUUACCGAUGCAUCCUACGCGAUAGACACCACUUACCUCCUCUUCUCUGCUUAUCUCGUUUUUGCGAUGCAGCUUGGCUUUGCUAUGCUCUGUGCUGGUUCCGUGAGAGCCAAGAAUACGAUGAACAUCAUGCUUACCAAUGUCCUUGACGCUGCAGCCGGAGGACUCUUUUACUAUCUGUUUGGCUACGCCUUUGCUUUUGGCGAAUCCUCCGGUGGAUUCAUUGGAAGACACAACUUUGGACUCAAGAACUUCCCAACUCUUACCUUGGAUUACUCCUUCUUCCUAUACCAAUGGGUUGCAAUCGCAGCCGCUGGAAUCACUACCGGUUCCAUUGCUGACAGGACUCACUUCGUGGCUUACUUGAUCUACUCUUCUUUUUUGACCGGGUUUGUUUACCCCGUCGUCGCUCACUGGUUCUGGUCAGUAAAUGGUUGGGCUAGUCCUUUCCGUUCAGCAGACCGUUUGUUUGGCACUGGAGCCAUUGAUUUCGCUGGAUCUGGAGUUGUUCACAUGGUUGGUGGUCUUGCAGGAUUAUGGAGUGCACUUAUAGAAGGUCCUCGUAUUGGCCGGUUCGAGGAAGGGGGUCGUCGUGCCAUUGCUCUGCGUGGACACUCUGCCUCGCUCGUUGUUCUAGGAACUUUCCUCCUCUGGUUUGGUUGGUAUGGAUUCAACCCCGGUUCUUUCACCAAGAUCUUAGUUUCUUACGAGUCUGGUUCUUCCUACGGCCAAUGGAGUGGAAUCGGCAGGACAGCAGUUACAACCACGCUCUCUGGAUGCACAGCAGCUCUAACCACACUCUUUGGAAAACGUCUUCUCUCAGGCCACUGGAACGUAACUGACGUUUGCAACGGGUUACUUGGUGGGUUUGCGGCUAUAACCGCAGGUUGUUCCGUGGUACAGCCAUGGGCUGCAAUUGUUUGUGGGUUUGUGGCUUCCCUCGUCCUUAUUGGAUGCAACAAGCUCGCAGAGAUCCUAAAAUAUGAUGAUCCUCUUGAGGCAGCGCAACUACAUGGAGGGUGUGGAGCGUGGGGGUUGAUAUUCGUAGGACUGUUUGCAAAUGAGAAGUAUAUAAACGAGGUUUACGGUGCCGGCCCGGGAAGGCGUUACGGGCUAUUGAUGGGUGGAGGAGGAAAGCUGUUGGGAGCACAAGUGGUUCAAAUACUUGUGAUUGUAGGAUGGGUUAGUGCCACAAUGGGAACACUGUUCUUCAUCCUCAAAAAGCUUAAGUUGCUUAGGAUCUCGGAGAAGGAUGAGAUGAGAGGAAUGGAUAUAGCACGUCACGGUGGUUUUGCUUAUAUCUAUCAUGAUAAUAAUGAUGAUGAGUCCAGUCAGUUUCCAAGGGUGAGCCCUGGAUCUCCUUUACCUCGUUCUCCUAAUCAUCCAGCCGUUUAAUUUUGUAAGCUUUUUUAAUGUGAUUUUAUUGCCGUUAAUUACUGCUGAGGUAUUUUUGCAUUUUUAAAUACAAAUCUUGAUUGGAUUUGAUUUUUUUCGAGUGAUUUAUAUAUGUGUGUGUAUCCUUUUUCUAACUCAAUAAUUCCAAAUU
Molecule: messenger RNA, 1684 nt
Organism: Eutrema salsugineum
Lineage: Eukaryota; Viridiplantae; Streptophyta; Magnoliopsida; Brassicales; Brassicaceae
Product: putative ammonium transporter 1 member 5
Biological process (GO): ammonium transmembrane transport; ammonium homeostasis
Cellular component (GO): membrane
Molecular function (GO): ammonium channel activity
Source: RefSeq, a predicted model, not a curated record